AUGGCAGAACGCGAGGAUGCGCCGGUUCCACCUGAGGCUCCCGAUGUCUCUGACCGCACCCUGGCCAGCAAAGCUUCCAGCGUCACCCAGUGCGAUUCAGCCUCGAACGGUGUCGAACUUCCUCCGCUUACGUUCCCCCGUUGUCUUGUUUGCCCUCGAAGAAUCACCCCAGGAGACCCAGCCAAGAUGAGUGUCAUCCUAUGUACUGUUGUAACUGCCUCAAGCUCUUCAAUUGUCGUGCAGCCCUUGCAAUGUAUGGGAGUUGAUGCUGACUUGAACGUAUGCACCAGCUUCUGGGAAGCACUGUCGGGCAUUUGUUCGCGGACCAUCCAGCACCCCGAUUCCCAAGUCAAUCGCCUUUGCAUCACUCCGGACAAGCGUUUCCUGGCAGCGGCAGGCCACAACAAUGUUAAGCUAUUUGAUAUCAAGUCCACCAACCCUAACCCCGUCAUGACCUUCGAAGGUCAUACUAACAACAUCACCGGAGUCGCAUUUCAUUGCGAGGGCAAAUGGAUGGUCACCAGCUCGGAGGAUGGCACUGUCAAGGUUUGGGAUACUCGAACUGGCAGUCUGCAACGUAAUUACGUCCAUCGAGCUGCGGUUAACGACGUCGUCAUCCAUCCCAACCAAGGUGAGCUCAUCAGUGGCGACCGUGCUGGCAUGGUUCGUGUCUGGGACCUCGGUGAGAGUGUCUGCACCCACCAACUGAUUCCCGAGGAUGAUACUGCGGUACUCAGUGUCAGCGUCGCCAGUGAUGGGUCUCUGCUGUGCGCUGGAAACAAAAAGGGCAAUGUUUAUAUCUGGCGCAUGGCCCAGACGGAUGAAACAACCCGAAUCAUUCCAAUCUGCACGUUCCAAGCCCACAAGGACUAUCUAACCCGGGUCCUGUUGUCGCCCGAUGUCAAGCACCUGGCCACUUGCUCGGCUGACCAUACCGCCAAGGUUUGGAACUUGGAUCCUGAAUUUGCGCCCGCCAAACUGGCAAUCAAGGAGUGGAACGAAAAGCAAGCGCAACAGGGCCCCGCCGACAGCCAGAACGAGUCGCCCGCUCCCAGCGAGGCUAAAAAUCAGAGCCAUGAUCUACUGCGCAUCUUCGACAACAUUGCCCAAGAUAAGCACCUGCUGCGCAUUACUGACAACACUCCCCGUGAAGAGAGCCCUCAACAAACCUUCACUCCCCAGCCUGAUGGGCCACCCAUGGACCCCGCCAACAACACCUUGUUCCUCGAAACAACCCUUGCAAAUCACCAGCGAUGGGUGUGGGACUGCGCCUUCUCGGCAGACUCGGCUUACCUGGUGACCGUUUCGAGCGACCACUACGCACGUCUGUGGGAGCUCAGCUCCGGCAACAUUAUCCGUCAGUAUAGUGGUCAUCACCGUGGUGCGGUUUGCGUUGCUUUGAACGACUACUCGGAGCCUCGCUGA
Molecule: messenger RNA, 1425 nt
Organism: Penicillium macrosclerotiorum
Lineage: Eukaryota; Fungi; Ascomycota; Eurotiomycetes; Eurotiales; Aspergillaceae
Product: WD40 repeat domain-containing protein
Exons: 3
Coding region: 1-1425 (474 amino acids)
Biological process (GO): regulation of actin cytoskeleton organization; TOR signaling
Cellular component (GO): TORC1 complex; TORC2 complex
Molecular function (GO): protein binding
Source: RefSeq, a predicted model, not a curated record